AUGGCGCCGAAGAAGAAGGGAGAUGUUCCGGAGGAGAAGCCCAUCCUGGGCCGCUUCAGGUCGCACCUGAAGAUGGGAAUCGUCGGCUUGCCGAACGUGGGGAAGUCCACGCUGUUCAACACGCUGUCUAAGCGUGGGAUCCCGGCGGAGAACUUCCCGUUCUGCACCAUCGAGCCCAACGAAGCGCGCAUCAACAUCCCGGACGACCGCUUCGACUGGCUCGUGGAGACGUACAAGCCCAAGAACGCGGUGCCGGCGUGCCUGGAGGUGUGGGACAUCGCGGGGCUGGUCAAGGGGGCGUCGGAGGGCCAGGGCCUCGGCAACGCGUUCCUGUCCAACAUCAGCGCGGUGGACGGCAUCUUCCACGUGUGCCGCGCGUUCGAGGACGCGGAGGUGGUGCACGUGGAGGACCGCGUGGACCCCGUGGAGGACCUGGCCAUCAUCCACGCGGAGCUGCGCGCGAAGGACCUGGAGCGCGUGAACGGCGAGAUCGAGCGGAUAAACAAGGGCAAGAACCGCGGGCUGAGCAAGGAGGAGAAGGAGAACCUGGAGACUGGCGCGCGCGUGGUGGAGCUGCUCGAGAGCGGCAAGGACGUGCGCUUCGGGGAGUGGUCGCAGAAGGACGCGGACUGGCUCAACCAGCUCCAGCUGCUCACGGCCAAGCCCGUCGUGUACCUCGUCAACCUCUCCGAGCGCGACUACCUGCGCAAGAAGAACAAGUGGCUCCCGAAGAUCGCCGAGUGGGUCAAGGCCAACGGCAACGAGCCCGUGAUCCCGUACUCGGGCGCGCUCGAGUCGGACAUCUGCGAGAUGGAGCCCGAGCAGCAGGCGGAGCACCUCAAGGGCCUGGGCGACAACGUGACGUCGAUGUUGCCCAAGAUCAUCAAGACCGGCUUCCAGGCGCUGAAGCUGAUCUACUUCUUCACCGCGGGGCCGGACGAGGUCAAGUGCUGGACGAUCCGCAAGGGCACCAAGGCGCCCGGCGCGGCGGGCACCAUCCACACCGACUUCGAGCGCGGGUUCAUUUGUGCCGAAGUCAUGACGUACAGCGACCUCAAGGAGCUGGAGACCGAGGCGCAGGUCAAGGCGAACGGGAAGAUGCGCCAGCAGGGCAAGGAGUACGUCGUGAGCGACGGAGACAUCUGCCUGUUUAAGUUCAACGUCACGGCCAAGGGCAAGUAG
Molecule: messenger RNA, 1182 nt
Organism: Pedinophyceae sp. YPF-701
Lineage: Eukaryota; Viridiplantae; Chlorophyta; Pedinophyceae
Source: the annotation of a GenBank genome assembly